Molecule: messenger RNA, 862 nt
Organism: Camelina sativa (false flax)
Lineage: Eukaryota; Viridiplantae; Streptophyta; Magnoliopsida; Brassicales; Brassicaceae
Source: RefSeq, a predicted model, not a curated record
AUAGAUCCGUCGGGAAACUGUCAGUGAUAAUGAAAAAAUAAAAAGUUUCCGUCAGGAUUCCGUUGGAUAAACGCAAAAUUUAUCCCGGGAAAUAUUUUCCUCAAAUGUUUUGGAUAUUGUGGGAAGGAUUAUUUAAUUAAUUUGGGUUAAAACCACAAAAUCUUUUCACCUUAACCACAAAAAAAAAUUUCCCCUUCUCUUCUCACCCUAGCCGACUCACUUCUUCUUCCUCACCGAUUCACUUCUUCUUUAUCCCGUUUCUCCCUCUUUCUCUCUUCUAAAUCAAAGAUUUUGUUCCUCAUAUCAACCACAACCACUAAACUAUGGACUACGAAGCAUAUCGUUCUGGAAAAAACCGCUCCACCCAAUCUCUUUCCCAUGGCGAUGAGUAUUUUUUUGUCUGCCAUACAACCUCAUCAAAAUCUGUCUGUUCUUUUUUUUUACACAGGUAUAUCGAGGAAAAGAUAAAGGUAAUGCUGAGGAAAAAACUGUUUGGGUUACUAACGCUAUCACAAAAGGAUUUACAGGAAACCCCACAAACCAAGGGUCGAAUCUUUGGAUUAGGAAAAGUUGCAAAAAGACUUUGUGCUUGUUUAUCAUCUUCAUCACCAAUAUAUGAUCGUGAUCCUGAACUUGUUCGAGCCCUCCAAGAGAAAGAUGACCGUAUCGAAGCUCUUGAGAAGAUGAUAGAGAAAGAGAAUGAGAGGAACAAGCUGAGAGAUGAGGAGCUUGCGUCGUUCAUGGCAGAGAUGCGAUCAAAGUUCCCCGUGAAUUCAAGUUCUUAGACUUAUUUUCACAAUAUUUAAGUUUCAUUUUCUAUUUCUUUUUGAUUUGUGUAUAUUGCAUUUUCUUUUUAGGAUGA